Molecule: messenger RNA, 2922 nt
Organism: Anastrepha ludens (Mexican fruit fly)
Lineage: Eukaryota; Metazoa; Arthropoda; Insecta; Diptera; Tephritidae
Exons: 2
Coding region: 374-2671 (765 amino acids)
Source: RefSeq, a predicted model, not a curated record
GCUGUGUAUAACUGUAUCUAAAUCUAUGUAUUUAUAAGUAUGUAUGUGCUAAGAGUAUACAAAUCUACGUCUAUUUGUAACUUUGACGUAUCGAAGUCGAUUGAAAUUUCACUGUUUAGUUAACUAUAAGCACACGCUAGUAUGAAAACUCGUGCGAUUUUGUAAUAACGUAACUAAAUAACUCAAUGAAUGCUAAUCGCUUUUUUACUAAACUCCUCCCUUACAUGCUGCCACUUAACAAACAAAUUUUACAAUCCAACAAAAUUAUUACAAUACAUAAUAAAUUUCGCCAUUUGGGUUUACUAAACCAAAAAUAGAAUCGGACUCUAUAGCGACGCCAUCGGCGGCAUACCACGAUCAGCGUCGUCACUCGAUGUACAGCAAUCGUUACUUUGCUUCGGUUUCUGAUGAUAGCCUAAAUCGUAGCCGACGUGAGUCCUUAAUUUGUAUGCGUUCAUCAUCUCCGCCUGUGCGCCGUUUGAGUGCGUCCUCGUUGCAGGAAGAGCUUUGUGCCAGGGGGCAUCAGCUGCACAUCGAUCCGCGUUAUCGUGACACACGUCCCAUAGCACGUUCAGUUAGCAGUCUUUAUCUAUCUAACGAAGCUAAUCUCAAUAACAUCCAGAACAACAAUAACUACUAUCACAAUAGUCCGGUGCGUCAGCGCACUAACAGUACCUUAAAUACCAGCACACCACCUCCUUCGAUAUACAUUGAAGAGUAUAUGGACCCUGACCCUGAUCCAACGAACUCGACACAGAAACGCGCGUCUAACGACUCAUUCACAAACUUGUCUUAUACUGAGGCACAUCAACCCCUCAAUGAAGAUGGCAUAGCUUCGGUUGCCGAAUCGGAUGAUAUCCCAUUUAUAGAUGAUGGUUCACCGACAGAAGAUGUAAAAACCUAUGUUCCGACGCAUCAAGAACCUGCUCAAUCCCAACUUGUGCAGCGCAUAGAGCGUGUAGCGAAGCCCUCAUCUGGUAUUAUAAGUAGUGCACGCCGUAAUGCGCCUGGGUAUCGCAAAACCGUAAGUUUUGAUUUGGAAGAAACGAAAGCACGCAGACGUGACAGCAUUUCGUUAGACCGUGGAUUGGGAAUCAACCGAAAAUUCCACACACAUGACGCCAUAAGUGAAUAUGCUCGAGCUGGUCUCGACAGCAAUAAAUCGUCCGCCGAGUCUUUGGAUAAAAGUGAGCGGGAACGCAUUCCGUUGAUACAAAAGAUAAGGCGGGAAUUGAAUUCCAACCGUUCGACUUCUGGAAGCGCCGCAACCAGCAACACCUCUGGCAGUGGCACGAAUAGUAAUCGUUCAUCAAAUGAGUCCAUUGAGAAAAUGCCAUUAAUAACGAAACCACUGCGCGAUUUAUAUAUAAAUACUACAAUGCCAAUGACAACAACGACUAUAACACGGCCAAAGCGUGAACUAAACGCAAUUCGUGCCACCUCUGGCGGCGGUCUCAGCGGUAACCAACAGCAGCGUACGAAUCCAAGCAAAAGGUCUGCCCCUACACAAAACCCCAGCAAUCUUGUAAAUAUCACGAGCACUUCUGUUUCAAAGUCUGUUUUCACCACCCGCACUUCUGUCACUCCCUCCAAUGUAAGAGCAGGAGGAAAUCUACCAGCAGCAGCAACAACCAACACAGUUGUUACCAUUAAAGUUCCUAGUGUAUAUGAAAUCGAAAGUUCCUCUGAAACUGUCCAUAACUACUGUCCAGAGCGUUCACUUAGCCAUGCAAAUAUACAUUUUCCACGCUGCUCAGAUAAUGACGAUGUAGAUUCAACCCCAUCCUUAACCUGCCAUUCCCACACAACUAAACUUACGCUCUCACAAGGUCACAAGGAUACACAGAAAGAAGAUGUUAGUCAGGUGCACCAUUUCGUUACACCUUUCGGGGAGGGCAAAGUACGUGAAAUGGCUGAAUUUUUUGAGCGACAUAAAACUUUUGAUGCAAGUGGACGGCGCAAAGAAUCCGUGCCCGGGAUGUCAAACACUUUUUCGAAAUCGACGUCAUAUUUAUACCCCACAAGCGAUGGGGCAUUGCCACGCAAAAAAAAGAAUCUCACAGAGCAGGAGCAGUUGGAGAUUUUGCAGCAGCUAAAAGAAUGGAGCUUACAUGGCAAAAACGAAACCAAACAACGAAUUGAUAAAUCAACUGAAAUUAAUACUCAACACUACGCCAAAUCGAUUGCCCCGUCAAAUGUAGCUGCCGCACACGCUUUACUAACACCUGAAUCAGAACUAUCUGUCAGCACCACCAUUACCUGUGAUUGUCCUUGUUGUGCCAAUUGUAAGCAAACAAUUGUUACUAAUAUCUCAGACAUCGACGAAACCAUCCCAGAAAAUGCCAAAUCAUCAAUAGGCCCUUCGACCCCUUCAUUCAAAUGCUAUGACAGUUGCCCUGAAGUGGAGAAGAGUCGGUUAAAACGGCAACGUAGCGUAAUGUCCACCGCAAAGGGAAACACUGUGCGCACAGUUAAACGUAACCAAAAACAACAACGCAGUUCUGAUGGAUCCACAAAGCUUUCUCUAACGCUGGCCAUGAAAGGUGGUGACAAUACCACUACUGCUUCAACGAGCUCUGCUGCUACACGACAUCCACGGUGUCCGCACUUAACUGCGCCAAAUAACGACUCACCAGAACAUUACAGUGAUGGUGGCGCAAAUGAAAGCUGACGACUUAGCGGAUAAAGGUUGUGACAAUGAUGUGAUAAAAAGUAGAGUACACUUUCCUUCGUACCUCAGGGGUGCCCAUCUAUAUGAGUUUCCCCAUAAUGUGGUAAAUUUUGUAAAUCUAAAUGGUCCAUGGGACUCCUUUAACUCAUUGAGUGCCAACAACAGGCGGCACAAGGAACUGCUUUGCUUAUAAAACCAUUGCUAAGCUUAUUUGUAGUUUUAUUACGGUUUCUCCUCAAGCAAAAACAUCG